This is a messenger RNA of Pseudoliparis swirei, 1051 nucleotides long. Its product is annotated as nucleolar protein 6-like. Lineage: Eukaryota; Metazoa; Chordata; Actinopteri; Perciformes; Liparidae. Bases 714 to 1049 code for a protein of 111 amino acids. The record is from RefSeq and is a predicted model, not a curated record. Gene Ontology annotation, cellular component: small-subunit processome; UTP-C complex; CURI complex. Gene Ontology annotation, biological process: tRNA export from nucleus; rRNA processing. The transcript is spliced from 5 exons.
CCGCAAUGAUGCUGGAAUCUGUUGCCAAGAAUUUGUUCAUGAGUCAGAUUUCCUGACAUGACUACGUUUCUCUUUUACACAAUUCCGGCUUAUCCCAUGGGCUUUAAUGUUCGUUUGAAAACUGUUCACCUCUAAGUCCUAUAAAGAAAUAACUUAUUGAAAACUUUGCCGUGAUAUAUUAAAAAAGGGGGUGGCGAGUUUCCUGCGCUACAUCUAGGACUCGUGUCGUUCAUCAGCCCUUUUUAAUUUCAGUGUGAAGUUGUUGCUAACGUCUUCUCCGUCUCGAGGGAGCGUGACAUCCUGGUCCGUCUGUACGAGAGACAUCGAUACGCCCUCACCUGUCUGCCCCUGACACACCGCCACUCCUGGGGAAAAAAGGAGCACAAAAGGCCAUCGAUCACAAACGUGAGAAACAAAACCAGUGAUCACAGCCAUGAUCUAAGGAAAAACCAGUGAUCACAGCCAUGAUCUAAGGAAAAACCAGUGUCUCCCGCAGCAACGGUGAACGAUGCUGCUGCGUGUGGUGAUGGUGGCUGCAGAGAGUCUGAAGUUACUGGAGCAUCAGCUGAUGGGCGGAGACCAGAUACAAGAUGUCAGGGUGGUCAUGCGCGCUCCUCUGGAUGCCUACGAUGUGCUGAUUCACCUGAACCCAAGGCAGGUUCCUGCUCUCUCAGGCAGUGGACCCUCCCAUUGUCACCUUCAACAGGGGCCUCAUGGCUGGCAACGUGGCCCAGUCCAGAGGGGCCCUGCCGGUCAUCGACUACAACCCCGUGACCCUCUACCUGGCAGAGCUCAGAGAUGCUUUCGGAGAGCUCGCCCUCUUCUUCUGUGAUCCUCAUGGCGGAACCGUGAUCGCAGUUUUAUGGAAGCCAAAGGCCUUCCUCCCAGUGCCCUUCAAGACAUCGUAUAUGUCUGCUCGGAGAGUGGAGGUGACUGGGGAGGAAGCGAAUACCAUUCCCAACGUCGAAGCAAUCCUGGAGGACUUCCGGGUCUUGGGAAAGGGCUUGAUCAAGUCAGUGGAAGCCAGGACUGAGAAGUGGUCAGUUUAGAC